Molecule: messenger RNA, 2414 nt
Organism: Python bivittatus (Burmese python)
Lineage: Eukaryota; Metazoa; Chordata; Lepidosauria; Squamata; Pythonidae
Gene: CREB3L4
Product: cAMP responsive element binding protein 3 like 4
Biological process (GO): regulation of transcription by RNA polymerase II
Cellular component (GO): nucleus
Molecular function (GO): RNA polymerase II cis-regulatory region sequence-specific DNA binding; DNA-binding transcription factor activity, RNA polymerase II-specific
Source: RefSeq, a predicted model, not a curated record
UGCAGCAAACGCCGGGCUCAGUUUUCUGCUUCAAGAUCACCCCUACGGCUGCCUGUCAGAUGAACCUGGGAGCUGCCCAGCCAGCCAGCUCCAGGUAAGACCAAAACCCUUUUUAUAUUGCUAUAGCAUCGCAGCAAGGUUCAAACGCCGCUUCUGGAUCACGAGUCAUUUGAAAAAGACCGGGCAGGGAAAGUUGCAUUCGGGGUGUCCGGCUCCACACCCGGGAAGGUUAGGAAGACACCGAAGGAGAGUUUGAAAAAAUCAGAGACGGAGAAAGGGUGUGAUGGCGGGUGCCCGUCCGGUGGGGGCUGGACCCAAGGGCGGGUGUGAAUUGGGGUCCAAAGAAACCCGUUGAAGAAUUUGUCCAAAAAAUGCAGUCAGUUUUGUUGCUGAAUGGGGAGCCUUGCCCCCGGAGAUGGUACCGGUUGUCAUUUUCCAAGUUUCUUUUAAAAAGGAUUCUACAUCUACUCCCAGAAGUCAGAGGACUGCUCUGGAUGGAGAAUGGAUCGAGUCCAGAAGACAAGCCGAGACGAAUUCCUGGCUCGACUGGGGUUUGGAGGGCAUUCCUCCGAGUUGGAAGACUCAGCCAGGCCUUUCGGCAACAGGGUCGGCCCGUCGGUCGGUCGGCCGGAGAAACCCGGUCGCGCUUCCCCGAAGCAAAGAAAAAUUUAUCCGCUGCUUUCAACCCGUUUUGUUCCUCUGCAGAGCCUGGCCGACCCCAAUCCCGCAGAUUUUCUGCAGCUCCGGGUCGACCCCAAUGAUGUGUACAACCCCCGGAGCCCCAGUGCGUCUACAGAGAGCGACAGCGGACUUUCCGACAGCCCCUGCCGAGCCCCCCUUCCUCCCGACCGAUCACCCCCCAUCGUCCUCGAGGUCCUCUGCGACACGGGAACAUGGGAGGACACGGUGCCCCAUCUUGUUCCCACCACCGCCCUCGAGAAUGGGAGCCCCCCCGGGACCGACCCGUCCACCUGCAUCCCCAGCCAAGCGUCGCUCGGUUUCUUAGAGGCGAUGACCGAGAUAAACCCCACCGGGGUUCCCACCGACCAGCUCCGGCACCCCGGCCUGCUCCUGACGGACGAGGAGAGGCGUCUGCUACGCCAGGAGGGCGUCUUGCUGCGCGAUGCCCUACACCUCUCCCAGGCGGAAGAGCGGAUCCUCAAGAAAAUACGGAGGAAAAUUCGCAACAAGCAGUCUGCCCAGGACAGCCGCCGGCGCAAGAAGGAAUAUCUGGAUGGGCUGGAGAGCCGGGUGGCUGCUUGUUCGGCCCAGAACCAGGAUCUGAAGAAGAAGGUCCAGCAAUUGGAGAACCAUAAAGAGUCACUUCUGGACCAGCUGCAGAAGCUGCAGGGCCUCCUGAAGCAGACGUCUGCCAAGGCGGUCCAGACGAGCACCUGCCUCGUGAUUCUCCUUGUCUCCUUCGGCCUUUUCAUCUGGCCCAGCUGCGCCUCGCUUUUUGGCGGGUCUCAGGUCGGCCGAGAGGACCACGCACCGUCUGGAGUCCUUUCCCGAAAUAUCUUGACCCAAAAGGGAGCUGCCGAGCCGGCGUCCCCAUCCGCCGCCCGUCAUCCCGAAGUGCCCCACGUUCGAACGGCAUUGCCCCCAGAGCUCCAUGCCACCAGCGUUGGCGAGGACGAGGCGGAGAAAAAUCUCCCCGUGGAGGAAGAGACAGCGCUGGAGGAAGCGUCGGAGCCCCAAAGGGACCUCCAGACACCACCGAAGGGGCGUUGGCGGGGGAAAGCCCCAAGGCCCGACCUCGAUGAGAUAUGAGGCAUCCUGGCAAACGUUAACAGUAGCUGAGUCCUGAAACAAACGGGAAAGGGUAUCUCAAGAGCAUGUGCAAAGGGCCUUUUCUUUCCAUGCCAUCGUCAAACACAUCUCGUUCCAAGCCAGAUUCUCAGAGUUUUCUUUAACGAGAUUUAUUGAGAAGAAAAAGCAGGCGUCAGCAGAAUUCCAGCAAUUGCACCAAGGCCCAUUUUGGACCCAAAAUGUCUCUGUGAACGUUAGGAUGGAGGUUUUUCUAAUUCUCUAUCAUUUUUCUUAUGAACCGGCAGAGAGGCCGGCUUCUUCACUGAUCAGCUUGCUGUUUCUGUUGUGGUCCCCAGGACCUUCAUCCAUCUAGGACCCAUCUCUGACCCUGGGCGUGGGUUCAAGGGGUGCAGCUCAGAGGAUAAAAAAUGCAGAACCAUAACACCCAGCAACUUCAGGAUGAGGGAUGCUGGGAACUGUAGUCCAGGAACUUGGGGAGGGUGGCAGAUUCAAAGUCUUCCCCAAAAGUUGGAGGCUAAAAUGAUUGAUGUGUUUCUGGUCAUGCAAUCAGAAGGGGAGAAGAAAGGAAGGAAGUGGGGUUCUUCCUGUUCUUGUUCUGGUCGCCCAGCAGAGCCCUGGGACAAUAAAGAGUGCCUCUGAGCAUA